AUGCCAGUAGAGGAAUCGCACGCCCACAAAUGGCCUAAGCUGACCCCCAAGCAGUCAGUCCCCUGCAUACAGCAUAAGGGCCCCUCACCAGCUCAGCUGACCACGGAGACAACUGCCUGCCCACGAAUCGGAAAGAAGGCAAAAAAGAUGAUUAGUCUCAAAGCUAAACUCUACCAUAAACAGCGCCAUGCUGAGAAAAUACAGAUGAAAAAGACUAUCAAGAUGCAUGAAAAGAGAAACACCAAACAAAAGGAUGAUGAAAAGACUCCACAAGGAGCAGUACCUGCGUAUCUACUGGACAGAGAGGGACAGUCCCGAGCUAAAGUGCUUUCCAAUAUGAUUAAACAAAAACGCAAAGAAAAAGCGGGAAAAUGGGAAGUCCCUCUGCCCAAAGUUCGUGCCCAGGGAGAAACAGAAGUAUUAAAAGUUAUUCGAACAGGGAAGAGAAAGAAGAAAGCAUGGAAGAGGAUGAUUACUAAAGUCUGCUUUGUUGGAGAUGGCUUUACUCGAAAACCACCUAAAUAUGAAAGAUUCAUUAGGCCAAUGGGCUUACGUUUCAAGAAGGCACAUGUAAUACAUCCUGAACUGAAAGCUACCUUUUGCCUGCCAGUACUUGGUGUAAAAAAGAAUCCCUCAUCCCCACUUUAUACAACUUUGGGUGUUAUUACCAAAGGUACAGUCAUUGAGGUGAACGUGAGCGAGUUGGGCCUUGUGACACAAGGAGGCAAAGUUAUUUGGGGAAAAUAUGCUCAGGUUACCAACAAUCCUGAAAAUGAUGGAUGUAUAAAUGCAGUCUUACUGGUUUGACAGCAGUUCAUACAAGUAACUCCUUAUAAUUAUUGAAGAUUAUACAUCAAUCAAGAAAACGACCUUUACUGUGAUGUUUCUGAGUACCAAACAGCUUCCAUGUCUGCAGUCAAGAGAACUAUUUAUUCUAUUGUAAAGAACAUUAAAAUGGCCCAGUUUUACAAA
This is a messenger RNA of Rhinolophus ferrumequinum (greater horseshoe bat), 972 nucleotides long. RefSeq names its product ribosome biogenesis protein NSA2 homolog. The coding region runs from base 1 to 807 and encodes 268 amino acids. Gene Ontology annotation, biological process: maturation of 5.8S rRNA; maturation of LSU-rRNA. Lineage: Eukaryota; Metazoa; Chordata; Mammalia; Chiroptera; Rhinolophidae. Gene Ontology annotation, cellular component: nucleolus; preribosome, large subunit precursor. The transcript has 2 exons. The record is from RefSeq and is a predicted model, not a curated record.